CUGUGCUGAAUGUGACGUCAACAUGCACACCAGACAUGUUCUCCAUAACCGAGAUGCCAUGACUGCUGGAUUCUACCAGCCAUUGCCUCCAACAACUUUUGUUGUAGAUAAGGCUCUUUCCCAUUGUGUGCGGCUUGUACCUGUGGAGAUUCCUGACAACAUUUGUGGUUGUUCACCAGAGUCAUUUAGGGUCAGCCCAGGGAAGACUAUUGCUGUGAUCACAAUGAAUGGACGAUAUGAUCUAAACAUGCCUGAGUUGAGAUGUGAGGCAUGCCAAGCCACUUGGGCUGCUGGAGUGGUCGACCUAAAUCGAAGUGACUACUGGCCUGCGACCCUUCACUUUGCCACAAUUUAUGCCACAGAUGUCUUUUUUUCAUUCGAAGAAAUGAAGAUGGCAGCACCAGGACUGUCCUGCCAAGCAUUUUUAAGAAUGCUGGAUCAGCGAACUGUCCGCUUUGGUCGUGUGAGUAUUGAAUUUAUUUAUCCUACAGUAUUGUUAAUGUCUUUGUAUUGUGGGUUGAAAAGCUACCACAAAUGCUCUGCAAAACCAGUUGCAAAACCUAGAAUCCAUGAAAGCCGAACUGGCAGUGACAGACUGGAAGACUGGGUCAGUGUUGUGAAGGAGUGGGCAGACGGUGAGGAAAUGAUUACUAGUAAUACACUUAGUCAUGAAUAA
Messenger RNA from Sinocyclocheilus anshuiensis, 676 nucleotides. RefSeq lists its product as uncharacterized. Bases 23 to 676 code for a protein of 217 amino acids. The transcript has 4 exons. The record is from RefSeq and is a predicted model, not a curated record. Lineage: Eukaryota; Metazoa; Chordata; Actinopteri; Cypriniformes; Cyprinidae.